UGAGACCCCGCCCUGGCCACCGUGUACUGCUGACCGUCACUCUCAUCUGUCCGUACAGGAGCAGUCGCGCCUACUCGCGUUAGCUUCCAUGGCGACCUACUAGAAAAGCAUUUUCUGCCGUCGACCCGCCGGUUAGCUCUCAGCUAACAGGCGUAUUAUCAAAUGGGAUGAUGUAGCGUACACGCUCUUUGGACAAACCACGCAUUAUCUUAGCAUGCUAAGCUAGCGUGGAGCCGUACAUAUUUGCAAGGAGAAACUAGGCAGUUACUAGAGCGAGCUAACCGCUGUAAGCUAACGCAGGCUAGCAUUCACCUGCAGGCUGUUCUUGCUAACUAACUGACGACGCCGCUGCUAGCUAACGAGAUGGAAAGUGUGAAGUUAAACGAGCCCGGAGCGCUUUCGGCAUUAUCAACACCACAGGGGAUAGUUGAUCCUGGAAGUGAGAGUAAUUCCGUGAAGCCAAGUGGAUUAACACCGCUCUCUGUGGGAAAGAGACCCUCCAUCGGGGAGGAAGACGGUGGGGGCGCAGAGGCGAAACUCUUCGGGAAGGGAGUUGCAGCCACCUCCCUUCUUCAGAUUGCGAUUCGUAACGGUAUCUAUCAAAACCAAGUUGCCAGCGCUAUCGGCGGUGCGGCCAAAAAUAUUAACAUGUCCGCCGUGAAAACAGCCAACAUUUACAAUCUGACAGCAGCCAGCAGCUCCACUUCUGUCAACUCUUUGCUGAGCAGGAGACGGCACAGACACAAGAGGAAUCUGUCUCUCGGGGCUCCGCCGACCAGCAGCUCGACCGGCGUGUCUUCUGCGGAGGCGGCCAGUCCCGCUCCAUCAGUCUCGCCGCUGAGCACACUCAGCCUGGAUAGGAGGACUUUUCUUCGGCAAAAACAGUCAAAGCAGCUUCAGGCCUCGGAUAAGACGUGGGUAAGAGCGGACCUCCGGCGGGGUUGCGUUCACGUCCACGACUGGCUCACGCCCUCCUACCCUCGGCCGGUGCUGUGCACAGUGGACACCACUGCUAAAGAGGUAGCCAGUAAGCUGGGAGGCAGCAAAGCUGGGGCUGUGCUGAGAAUUAACUGCAAAACCACUACUUUAACUGAUAAAAAUGACACGUGUAAAGAUAGUAAUGGACAGACUGAUGAUAUUGAAAGUCUUAGUGACAGUGUGGAUGUUAAAAAGCCCAAAGCAGGGGACAGUGAACACACUAAACAGUUUUAUCCUGAUACUAAACUGUCUUCUAACUUGUUGGAUGACAAAACCGCAAGUAACUCUUCAUCUGAGGUCUAUCUGAAUGACAUUGGGAUGGAUCUGAGCUUGAGUGCGGGAGACUGUUAUGGAGUCUACUCUGGUUCAGACAUGGAGAGCAGCACCUGUGAGGACUUCAGCCCAGGUGGACCCAGAAGCACAGAGCUGCAGGACUCCCUCAGUGAUGGGCUGGGUUUGGGCACAGACACCUCAGUGCUGAGCCCAAACUGCGACAGCGCCACGGAGGAACCCGACCCUUUUGAGAGCUCCUCGGAUGAUGUAGACCUCACCUCCUCUCCAAUACAUUCAGCAGACAACUCUGCAGCAGACCUGCCUUCUACAGACCCCUGCAGUGCUUCCAGCCAAGCGACGACCACAUUACAUGACACCGAAGCUGUUGAGAACACUGAUACCCCCAAAUUAAUCAAUCCUCCCUCUAAAUGCUCCAGCAGCUCUCAGACUCGACCCCUGACCAGCCAAGCAUCUGUCCAGCCUGACCCAGACAUCCCCGGGGGGAGCAGAGGAUGGCCGGAGCCCAUCAGUACUUGUCCGACCCCGUCUCUUUUCGUCCAGCUGCACGGUGGAGCUGUGCGGCGGCUGGGAGAAGAUGAGAGGCCUCUUCAGAUAUUAAAUGAGUACCUUACUAAUCUGGGCUUUGAAGACCCAUGGAGGGUGCAGGGGGAGGGGAUGAAUCCAGAAAUUGGCUGCCUGAUACGCUUCUACUUUGGUAAGCCUCGGAGCGUGGGCGGUUCUGAGCGCGUGCAGCUUUCUGGGGUGUUCAACGUGCGGAAGGGGAAGCUGGCGCUGCCGGUCAACCGCUGGUCAAAGCGUCAGGUCACACUGAGCGGAACCUGCCUCAUCGUCUCGUCUGUGAAACACGCCCACACCGGAAAAAUGCAUAUCCUCCCCCUCAUCGGAGGAAAGGUGGAGGAAGUGAAGAGACACAGCCACUGUCUGGCCUUCAGCUCAGCUGGUCCUCAGAGUCAGACUUACUACGUCAGCUACGACUCCUACACAGAGCACCUCCGCUGGCACAGGACGGCCUCUAAGAUUGCGUCCCAGAGGGUGAGCUCAGUCGACCUGUCGUGCUGCAGCCUGGAGGAGCUGCCUGCUCAGCUCUUUUACAGCCAAGACCUCACACACCUCAAUCUCAAAAACAACUUCAUUUCGCUCCACAAAGGUGUUCCAGCACUCACCAGGUUUUGUAAACUGAGAAGCCUCAGCCUGUCAAAUAACGCUCUGUCAGACUUUCCUCUGGCCUUGUGUGACAUCUCCUCGCUUACGGAGCUGAACUUGUGUGGAAAUCGUCUCUCGUCUCUCCCUGCAGAUGUAGGAACGAUGCACAACCUGCAGACUCUUCUUCUGGACGGUAACUUCCUGAGUUGUCUGCCUGUGGAGCUGGGCUCUCUGGAGGGACUGACCUACCUCGGCUUGUCCUUCAACUGUUUCGGCUGCGUCCCACCUGUCCUGGAGAAACUCAGAGGGAUGGAGAGACUCUGUCUGGCAGGGAACCAGCUCUCUGUCCUGGAUGUGGCUGGACUGCAGUGGUUGCCUGCCCGCCACAUAGAUCUCAGGCUGAAUCGGCUUCACAAGGUGACAGUGGGAGGCUCAGAGCAGCUGGUCCACAUCGUCCAGCUGGACCUGAGGGACACUGGUCUCCAGCAGCUGGAUGUCACAUCUCUCUGCAGGCUGGAACUCCUCCGCUGUGACAGAAACGCGCUCUCCCACCUCAGAGUGAGCGGCCACGCCCUCAAGAGCCUGCACGCUGCACACAACGAGCUGAAGUUGCUGGAGGUGCAACCGGUGCCAGAGAACCUGACUGUUCUGGAUUUGUCCUGGAACAAGUUCGCAUGUGUCCCUGAGUGGGUCUGUGAGAGCAGCAAACUGGAGGUGUUGGACAUCAACCAUAAUUCUGUUAAAGAGCUGCCCGUACGGCUGAUGUCCAGCGGGAGCCUGAGAAAACUGCUGGCAGGCUGGAACGACGUGAGUCGGCUGGUUGAGAGGCUGGAGAGGUCACAGCUGGAGGUCCUGGACCUGCAACACAACCACCUGACUGAGCUCCCACACAACCUGUUCAUCAAAGCACAGAGCUUGAGAUACCUAAACGCAUCGGCCAAUAAGCUGGAGAGCCUCCCUGCAGCCAGCCUAUCAGAGGACAGCUUCAGCAGCCUGGAGGAGCUCUAUGUGACCAAUAACAGCCUGACAGACAAGUGUGUUCCUCUGCUGAGCGGACAUGGCCACCUCAGGGUGCUGCACCUCGCCUACAACCAGCUGCAGACCUUCACUGCCAGUAAACUGGCACGGCUGGAGCAGCUGGAGGAGCUGGACCUGAGCGGCAACAGGCUGAGGGCCGUGCCCACCACCAUCCUCAGCUGCCAGCGUAUGCACACGCUCUCCGCCCACUCCAACUGCAUCAACACCUUCCCGGAGGUUCUCCAGCUGCCCGAGAUCAAGUGUGUCGACUUGAGCUGCAACGAGCUGACUGAGGUGACCCUGCCAGAGGCGCUUCCUCCGAAGCUUCAGGAGCUGGACCUCACGGGAAACCCUCGCCUCAACCUGGACCACAAGAGCCUGGAGCUCCUCAAUAAUAUCAGAUGUUUCAGGGUGGACCCGUCACCCUCAGCCCCGUGUGCAAAUGAAAGCCACGGGGCCCCUGCAGUCUGGAGCCACGGCUACACAGAGGCCUCUGGAGUCAAAAACAAGUUGUGUGUGGCUGCUUUGGCCCUCGAUAGCUUCUGUGGGAUUCGUGAAGCUCUGUAUGGAGUUUUUGACGGCGACAGGAAUGUCGAGGUGCCAUACCUGCUGCAGUGCACCAUGGGAGAUGUGCUGGCAGAGGAGCUUCAUAGGGGCCAGAGGCAGGAGGAUUACAUGAGCAACACAUUCCUCACCAUGCAGAGGAAAUUGGGCACAGCAGGGCAGAGGAUGGGCGGCUCAGCAGCUUUAUGUCACAUCAGACACGACCCGGUGGCUCCCGGGGAGCACAGCGGCUGCUUCACUCUGAAGGCUGCCAACGUCGGCAGGUGUCAGGCCGUUUUGUGCCGCGACGGCAAAGCUAUGCAACUCUCCACCACACACACUGUCAAAGAGGAGCCGGAGUAUGAGAGGGUCCGGCUGCAUAAUGCCAUCAUCACUGAGGACAACAAAGUCAGUGGUGUAACCGACUCCACCAGAAUUAUGGGAUACUCCUUCCUGUGCCCGUCUGUGACCCCCAGACCCCACGUGUCCACAGUGACCCUCACCCCGCAGGACGAGUUCUUCCUCCUGGGCAGCCGGGGCUUGUGGGACUCUUUGUCUCCCAGUGAGGCGGUAGACGCGGUCAGGAACGUACCGGACGCUCUGGCUGCUGCCAAGAAGCUGGUGACUCUGGCUCAGAGCUACGGCUGCUCCGACAGCCUCAGCGCUGUCGUCGUCCAGCUCAGUAUCACUGAAGACUGCUGCUGUUUCUGUGAGCCGCCGCCUCCGCCCCCCAGCCCAGGCCUGGGUGCACACACCAGCACACACCCCUACUCGGCGUCCGGUGACGGUGGCAUACCGCUGCCCCCAGCCUCCUCGGGAACAGUGAGCGAGCUGAGCAGCGAGUUCAGUACAUCUGAGAUGAGCAGCGAGGUGGGAUCCACGGCGUCGUCAGAGGAGCCGCCGCCUCAGACCGAGCCCCUGACGUCCCACCUGAACCUGCCGGGUCGAGCCGGCAUCCGCAGACCCGCCUGUGGAGGUGGGAGCUUCCAUAGACAGUUCUCUGGAGCUUUGUCUGACAACGGAGUCGAUAGCGAGGACGAGGAGCCCAUUGCUGGCGUCUUCUCCAACGGCAGUCGUGUAGAGGUGGAGGCUGACGUCCACUGUUUGCACCGUCAAGACAGCUCAGCGCCUCAAACGCAUGGUCAUGCUCAGUCAAGCACAAGCAUCCCCCCCACUGUCGCCUCGCAUCAUGAGCCUUCACCUCUUCCUUUCUCCUCGCCGUCUCCUUCCCCCUUCCCCCCGUCCUCUCCCGCCCUCGGUAGGGAGGCUCUGUCGGGCACUCUGGGUCGCAGGGCUCGAGCUAACGGCUCCGUGGCCUGCCAAGGAAGAAACCAGGACAUCAUAGAGGUGGCAGCCGAUGCCCCCGUCAGGAAGCAGGGGGGAUACUUCAACGCUCCCGCCCAGCCGGACCCUGAGGACCAGCUCAUCAUCCCGCCAGAGCUGGAAGAGGAAGUCCGGCAGAUCAUCCAGCAGCAGCAGCAGCAGCAGCCUGAACAAAUUCAAACACACAACCAGCAAGCACACAGCUACCAGAAACCUGCAGACUAUUUUGUCACACCCCUCUAACUUCUGCCACCCACCCACAACAGCUGGUGUCACCUUGUCAUCCAGGAAUUCAGUUUCAGGGAUGGAGAACUGAGGAACGAGGACAGAUCCUUCUGAACAUGCUUAUGGACCGGAGAGACCGUUUUGGUUGGUUUACUUUAUUUUCUACUGCCCCUUGAAACACAAUGCAAUUUUUAUAACACUUUAUGUUGAUUAAAUCUUCAGUGUAACUGAUUUUUUUAACCAUAUCUUUAAUUUGAAGAAGCACUUUGAAUGCUUUUAUUAGACUUUUGAGAUGAGUUCUAUGUUAAAUGGUACUUUGAAAUGUGGAACAUUCAGUUUUUGUGUUGUAGCAGACUUUUCCUGUUUGUGGCGGCUCAUGGCCUUACAGUUGUUGGAGUUAGUAAAACUGUUAAACUAACUCCUAGGAGUUUAAUACGUAAAAGUGACCUGGUCACAGUGAAGCGUACUAAUAUUCUCUGAGAGAAAAGAUUAUUUCAAACGUCUGAUGUUCUCAGGGGUGUGCAGAGUUCAGAGUGGUGCUGCAGUGAUGAGACGGGGUUGGGGGGCCCCACAGUUGUUGAAUGUUCUCAGAACAGCGUUACAGACUUCCUGACCACAGCAAAUCGCACAAGAGAGCUACUUUUGCUAUAUAAUAAAUCCAAGUUUUCAGAUAACCGCA
Scatophagus argus is the source of this 6202-nucleotide messenger RNA. RefSeq names its product PH domain leucine-rich repeat-containing protein phosphatase 1-like. Gene Ontology annotation, molecular function: protein binding. The record is from RefSeq and is a predicted model, not a curated record. NCBI's taxonomy places the organism in Eukaryota, Metazoa, Chordata, Actinopteri, Scatophagidae. Bases 364 to 5541 code for a protein of 1725 amino acids. The transcript has 17 exons.